AUUUUGGAAAACGGUUAUAAUAGUUCUUCGUAUAGUUGGCUGGAGGAAGUCGCUUCCAUUAACAGAAAACUGGGCUUUAGCCCGAUUAUCAAGUUUAAUAUUGGGAUUGACUACAAAGACACUAAUAAAUACGUACUGUAUAUGGAACCUGGUAAUUUAGUAUUCCCGAGCAAUCUCCUUUUGGACCCCUUAGAAUCCAGCAAGGAACUAAUCGCUUACAAAAAGUGGAUCUUCGAGAGCAUUAAAUUAUUAUAUCCCGCAUCAUGGAUUAUACAAAAUUUAGAUGACAAAGUUAGAAAAAUAGUCGACUUUGAACGGCGACUAGCCAAACUGAUGUCCGUGAAAUCGGGAAUGCAAAGGAACACUUUGGGUCGUUUCACAAAAAAAUUAAAAUGCGACUUUUCCAAAGCAGUCGAAGUGCUUUACCGCGGUAUGGACAGAAAAAUCGGAAAACCUGCCACCGUUGUAAUAAAAAACUUCAAAUAUAUAAAAAAUCUCGUGUUGUUUAUGAACCGCGUUAGUGGGGGUAACAUAGCCAAUUACUUAAUUUGGACCAUAGUCAAAGAAUUCUCAAGAGACACGUCUGUUCAUUUGAGGGCUCUCAACUUUUCCAUUGAUAAAGCAAUCUUGGGAAUUCCGUCCGAUCUUCCACAAGAAAUCGAGUGCACCAACAAAGCAAUGGAAUAUUUCAGCUUCGCAAUUCUACCAAAAUAUUUAGACUGGUACAUAAAAAAUGACACCGUUCGCUCCGUUAAGAUGGUAGCUGAAGCUGUUAAAUCAGAAUACGUAAGUUUACUCAAAGCAAAUACAUGGUUAAGCGAAAAAACCAGGGAGCUAGCAAUUGAUAAAAUUCAAAGCAUUCAAACAGUCAUCGGCUAUUCAGAGUGGAUGAAUAAUGGGACGGAACUGCAAAAGCUAUACAAUAAGUUAACCAUUACGGGCAAUCACUUUAAGAACAUUUUAAAACUGAAGCAACUCAUCGCUGAAAGGAACUUGCUUCUAGUAGAGACAUCCAAAAUAGUACCCUUGUGGCCUUCUAAUAUAUUUGACGUCAAUGCUUAUUACAGCAUAUUACAAAAUCUAAUCUUCAUCCCUUUGGGCAUCCUCCAAGAGCCAUUCUACUUCGAAAAUGGACCAAGAAUAUUUAGUUAUGCCGCCCUGGGCAGUCUAAUAGGACAUGAAUUAGCUCAUUCGCUGGACUCGACAGGUAGACAAGCAGAUUCAAACGGAGUCAUAAGGAUGUGGUGGCCGAAUGAAGAUAUCAUCGAAUACCAGUCGAAAAGCAAGUGUUUUGAGUCUAACGCAAAUCAAACUGAGAGUGUACUGUUAAUUGGAGAAACUAUGGCAGACAAUAUAGGCUUAGAUCUAAGCUACCAAGCUUACAAAACAUCCAGCAAUAUUGGACUAGAAGAGAUUUUGUGGAACUUUAAGAGCGACAAAAUAUUCUUUCUCAGUUACGCGCAGAUGUGGUGCCAAAUAUCUGAAAACAACUUAGAACUAUUCCCAGAUGAACAUCCUUCUGUUGAAAGACGAGUUAAUCGAGCUGUACUAAACAAUCGCCAUUUUGUCCACAUAUUUAAAUGUAGCGAAAAUCUUGAAAGAACGUUAUGUAAACUCUGGUAAUCAAUCCAAGUUUUCUUUUUAAAUACACUUUAUUUCUGCAUGAGAAUCACAAUGCGUGUGGUUUAGUGAUCCAUUUAAUUUGUCGAUAUCAAAAGGGCAUGUUUAUGAAUAGACGCUACUAUUAAUUGAUAUAUGUUGAAAGUUUGAAAAACCACCAUAAAACGGUAGUGUUAAUACUAAUAAUAAUACAUAAAUAAAAAUGUUUUCAAUCGUU
Molecule: messenger RNA, 1837 nt
Organism: Dendroctonus ponderosae (mountain pine beetle)
Lineage: Eukaryota; Metazoa; Arthropoda; Insecta; Coleoptera; Curculionidae
Product: neprilysin-1-like
Exons: 9
Biological process (GO): protein processing
Cellular component (GO): plasma membrane
Molecular function (GO): metalloendopeptidase activity
Source: RefSeq, a predicted model, not a curated record